AUGGCUAAAGGAGGGAAGAAAGGAGGAGGUGCUAAGGGGAAGAAGGUGACUCUGAAGAUGGCCAAGAACGCUGUGCGUGUGACCACUGAUGGCCACCGCAGACUGGACCUCAGUAAUAUGGGGAUCGCAACCUUCCCCAAGUGUCUCCUCAAACUACCAGACCUCAACGAGCUGGACCUCAGCCGCAACCAACUCAAGAAGCUACCGGACUUCAUUGGUGACCUGGUCUCGCUCCGCUGGAUGGAUCUCCAUAGCAACCAGUUGGACGCCAUACCGGAGACAGUCAGCCAAUUGGUGGCGCUGUCACACCUCAACCUAUCCAACAAUCGCCUGACCUCCGCGGGUCUACCCCCUUCGCUAGGCAACCUAGUCCGCCUACGGAGCCUCAACCUGGGCAUGAACCGCCUGGACACCCUGCCUCCCAGCAUGGUGGGGCUUUGUGGUCUCCAAGAGCUGGGCCUGUUUGAUAACCUGUUCCUCUCCCUGCCUGAGUUUAUCAAGGUGUUACCGAGCAUUAUCAGACUCAACACCAAGAGGAACCCUUUGUCCUACGCCCAGGGAGACCCGGGAGCGACGAGGGGUGAAGGGGGGCUGGAGGAGGCGGUGUACCUGGCUAUGGAGGGGAGUCUGUGUGGGUCCUGUUUGGAGAGUUGCAAGAAGGAGAGGAGGUGGAUGCUAGGAGGGAGGAGCGACAGAGAAGUUGAUGCGGAGGUCAGGGGUGUGCCGUACUCCGGGCUGAUUACGCCAAACUCAGUGGCCCAAGCCAAUCAGGAACAGUGGAGGUGA
Messenger RNA from Salvelinus namaycush (lake trout), 786 nucleotides. RefSeq names its product leucine rich repeat containing 18a (gene lrrc18a). Bases 1 to 786 code for a protein of 261 amino acids. The transcript has 2 exons. Gene Ontology annotation, molecular function: protein binding. The record is from RefSeq and is a predicted model, not a curated record. Lineage: Eukaryota; Metazoa; Chordata; Actinopteri; Salmoniformes; Salmonidae.